AUGCACUUCUCCAAGGCUGUACUCCUUGCCCUGACUGGUAUUGCUACAGCUCAUCCUGGUGUCCAUGAGCACAGCUCUUAUACCAAGGUGACUAAAAGGGACUUCUUGCAAAACGCCCGCCGUAGUCUCGAUCAGUGUGCAGACCACCUCGAGCGUCGCGGUGUGGAUUCUCGUGCCGAAGCUCGCCGUGCCGCUCUCCUCGAGACCAACAAGAAGCGAGCUCUCUUCCCUCGUGAUACAGACAAAGUUGUGAACACCUCUCACCACUCCACUCUGAAGGUCACCUCAAACACCCCAGAGACAGACCUCUUCUCCAACAACCCCACAUGCAUCCUCUCCCCCGAGGGAGAAGUUGGUCCAUUCUGGGUGAAGGGCGAAUUGAUCCGCAACGAUAUCCGCGAUGGCCAGGCCGGUAUCCCAGUCAUCAUCGAUGGACAAUUCAUCGACAUCAACACCUGCGAGCCGAUCCAGAAUCUGUACUGGGACGUGUGGAACUGCAACGCCACCGGUGUCUACUCUGGAGUCCAGAGCGACAUGAACGGCAAUGGAAACGAUGCUACAAACCUGGACAAGACUUUCCUUCGUGGUAUCCAGAAGACUGACUCUGACGGCGUUGCCCAGUUCAAGUCUCUGUUCCCGGGCCACUACUCUGGCCGGGCCACUCACAUCCACGUUAUUGCCCACACCAAUGCGCACAUCCUGCCAAACAACACUCUGACUGGUGGCCAUAUUUCACACAUUGGUCAGCUGUUUUUCGAUCAGGACCUUAUUACAAAGGUCGAGGCUACCUACCCGUAUAACACUAGCACUGUGGUUAUUACCGAGAAUGGUGAUGACCAUGUUGUUCAGGUUGAGACCGAAGACUCUAACUCUGAUCCCUUCUUUGAGUAUGCCAUGCUUGGGGACUCUAUUGAGGAUGGUAUUCUCGCUUGGGUUACUAUGGGUGUCAAUGUGUCUGCUAGCCAUGAUUCCGAUGCUAGCUAUGCAGCCAGACUCACUGCUUCUGGUGGAGUAAGCUCGGGAAGCUCUGUUUCUUUCUAA
Molecule: messenger RNA, 1041 nt
Organism: Penicillium nucicola
Lineage: Eukaryota; Fungi; Ascomycota; Eurotiomycetes; Eurotiales; Aspergillaceae
Product: intradiol ring-cleavage dioxygenase
Exons: 1
Coding region: 1-1041 (346 amino acids)
Molecular function (GO): ferric iron binding; oxidoreductase activity, acting on single donors with incorporation of molecular oxygen, incorporation of two atoms of oxygen
Source: RefSeq, a predicted model, not a curated record